Messenger RNA from Aspergillus tanneri, 2016 nucleotides. RefSeq names its product Zn(II)2Cys6 transcription factor. The transcript is spliced from 5 exons. Gene Ontology annotation, biological process: DNA-templated transcription. The coding region runs from base 1 to 2016 and encodes 671 amino acids. Gene Ontology annotation, cellular component: nucleus. Lineage: Eukaryota; Fungi; Ascomycota; Eurotiomycetes; Eurotiales; Aspergillaceae. Gene Ontology annotation, molecular function: DNA-binding transcription factor activity, RNA polymerase II-specific; zinc ion binding; DNA binding. The record is from RefSeq and is a predicted model, not a curated record.
AUGCGGAACCAAAGUACAUCGUCAGAGUCCUUUCCCCCUAAACCCCGCAAGUUCUACAUCCAAAGUCAGUUCGGCCACCCUAGGACUCCCAGGAGUCGCAAAAAUCGACCGUGCGACGCCUGCCGGAGGCGGAAAACCGCGUGCAUUAUUCCGGACAAGCCACCAUGUCUAUCCUGUAAGAGCAGGGGAUUUGAUUGCAUCUCUUCGUCUGGCGCUGGUCCAACUGCCAGUAGCCCCCACCCUGGAUCAGAUGCGAGUGCAUCAGAUUCUCAGCCUCUAUUCAGCGUCAACCAGGCUAGUUCAACCCCUGUGCUGCCGAUUUCCAGAAUCCUGAAUCAGAAUCUGGACCCUGGCUCGGCGUCAGUGACCGCAGAUGGGUUGUUAGCUCCUACGCAGGGUAUCUCGCCGCGAGACCCUGCUGCGGUCCCUGCGACCUACACUCUAGAAGACAUACCGACUAAAACAGCCCAUUGCAUGGGUCCAACAGCCGAGCAGGACACUUAUCUCUUAGACGCCUUCCGCUCCGUGAUCAUGAGCGAAGAAGAAGUCGAUGCUGACAUUAUCCAAGUAUACUCAGGCGACCGUGGCUCCAACGAGGAUCCCGUUCAUUUCCUAUUACUGCAAGACGAGUUCCCCGAACAUACUAACCGCGCCAUGGAAGCAGCGUCGCAUGGCAUCGAAUCCACCGUAUGGCCUUAUGGCCCAGAUCUGGUGCGGCUUUUCUUCCGGCACAUCCAUCCCGUGUAUCCCAUUGUGUCCAAGGUGCGCUUUCUUCGCCAAUAUAUCCGUGCCAAGGAGGAGAUACCCACUUCCCUGCGAGGAGCCAUAUACGCGCUGGCAUGUGUCUUCUGGAAUUGCGAUCCUUCACUACGCAAUCGUCGGUCAUUUGUGCAACACGAGCUUCUAGACCAUGCACAUUCCGCUCUUCGGCGUGAGUUGGAGUCACCCAGUCUGUUCAAGCUGCAAGCCUGUCUACUGCUACUUCACUUACGACCUCCGGAAAUCGACAGCGUCGAGACACCAAGCACGUGGAUCUUGACCUCGCAGGCCGUCGCCUGUGCGCAGAUGAUGGGUCUCCAUCGAGAUCCCCGACCAUGGAAUAUCGUCUCAUCGGAGAAGAAGCUUCGUAAGAAGCUUUGGUGGGCAACGUACGUUACCGACUGCUGGUCCUCUAUAAGUCAUGGAAAUCCACCACAUAUCAGCGCAGACUCCUUCGAUACUUCUCCUUUAGAUAUGGAGGACGUACGGUUCGACGAAGAUGUCCCAGACGACCUGUCAUCUCUCGUGGAUUCCUCAGAUACAAGCUUCCGGGUGGUCGAUGGUGCUCGAUUCAUGAAAACGGUCGAAAUUGCUCAAUGUCUACGGACUGUUUUAGAUUGCUCAUUCCAGAUAAAACCAACUCGGGACCCUACAAUACCAUCCCCAAAAGCACAGCUGAUCCGGGCAAGACAUACAUUAGUAGAUUGGCUCAAUCUUCUACCGCAAGCCUUGGGGGUUGGAUCAGCAGGGGGGCCUUUGAACCUCCACAAUAAUAUCCCCCUCCAUCUAUCAUACUACGCAGCUCAAGUUCUCCUCUUCCGAGCCCUAAUGCAUCCAGCCACCAAAGAGGCACGGGUAGACCCGGAAUCCAACCUACGACAAUGGUUCUCUGCAGCGCUAGACGAGUUCAAGUCUUUCACUACUUUUAUGGAUUCUCUCUGCGGGGAUGAUCUGGGAUGUUUCUGGCCGCGACAUACGCGAUCGCAAUUAAUACUCUGUGGAAAUUUCCUCAUCUACAUGUUCCUACUCGCGUACACCCCGCACGACAUCGAAGCCGCAUAUCGAUUACUAGAGAGCUUCCAACAGUCCCUACAACGUCUGGAGACCGCAGAAAGUAUCGAUGGGAGAUUAGUUCUCCGCCCAGUCACGCUACGGAUUAACUCUUUUUUCGCGCAAGCUUCGGAUUUACUCAAGGGGGCGAGUUCGAGCUCAACCUCGAUCGGUGUGAAUGUGAAUACCCCGAUGACGCCUAUGUAA